AUGGCUCCACCAACCCUUUGUUCCAUCUGCGCCAUCGUCCCGCACUGGCUUGCCUCUCUAUGUUGGGAUCCGACAAAGGGCGCAUCGGAAUUCACGUACUCUUAUACCGACACGACUGUCACUUUGGGGUCUUGGAGGUGGAUGUUGGCGCAGGCUGAGAAGGCUGAACAGGCGGCGGCGGAGAGGAAUGGAUGCGGCAAUGGAUGUGGAAGUGGAGGUGGAAGCGACGAACUUUUCAAGGAAUAUGAAGCCGGAGAGGGACAUGGAGGGAAAUGGGGCAAAAAAGAAUUUUAUGAAGUUCAAGGAGAUGGAGACGAAGAAGGGGAAAGAAACGCGGGAAAGGGGGCAAGAGGAGCAAGGGGAUACGGGUAUGGAUAUGGAUAUGGAGUGGGAGAACAAGAACUCGGAAUCGGACUACAAGAAGGAGAAGGACAAGACAAAGGAUGCAACCUCUGCCUCAUGAUCACCAAAUGCACCAGCCGCAAGUCUUGCUACCCGUACGAUGCGAGGCCGUAUUACCUGCCGCCCGUGAUGGAUCCGCGGCGCGAUGAGCGGUACCGAGACGUGCCGCUGGUGUUUGGGAGGAAAAGCAAGAAGACGAUUGGGGCGCACACGGCCGGGAGACCUGACGAGUGGCAGUUUUGGAUCCAUUGUUUGAAUAUGGAGGUUUUCAUGGCGGAUGUGGUGGUUGUUCCGGGGAGUUGGUGUCCAAAAUUAUCGCCGCCCAUGGCGUAUAACGACCAGAAUCCGGAAAACAACAUCCUGCUCAUGAAGGAUUGGUUAGAGAACUGCCGAAGAAACCAUGCAAAAUGCAGCGAGAUCAAGAAGACCACGGAGACGACGACGGGCGCGGAUUCCUUCUUGCCAACUAGGUUGCUUGAUGUUCAAGCAUUCGGAACAGGCGGUAAAGCGACCUCCUAUCUUGGGAGAGAUGUCAGGCUCGUCUCUUUGAGUUCAAGACCAAAAACGAUGGGCUCAGAGGCGGAUACGAACAACAACACAAAGUUACCGCCCUACCUCACGCUAAGUCACUGCUGGGGACCGCCGGAAAAGCGACCCACGACAACAACCAAAUACAGCCUGGGCGAACGAAUGAAGAUGAUUCCGUUGUUUGAGUUGCCCAGGACCUUUCAGGAUGCCAUCGAAAUAACCCGCAAACUGGGCUAUCGAUACCUCUGGAUCGACUCCCUGUGCAUCGUCCAAGACGACGAGCAAGACUGGGCGCACGAAGCCGGUCUGAUGGCCAAGGUCUACUCGCAUUCCUCCUGUACGCUCUCCGCGCUGAGCUCCCACGAUAGCAGCGAAGGCUUGCACCUGGAACCGUUGAAUGAGGACCGUUCCUUUAUGGAUAUUAUCUUGCCCACCCCAUGGCCAUCGUCGCACCCCGUUGGUAGUACUAAUGCCUGUACUGGUACUGACACUGACACUGGAAUCGGAAAGAAAGAAAGCGACAUGGACAACACCUUCUCCUACACCCCCCGCUUCCGAAUGCUUUUCUCCCGAGAAUACUGGUACACCCUCUACAACGGCAAGGUCCUAGGCGGACUGUGCGACGACAAGUCGCCGCUGCGCUCGCGGGCCUGGACGCUGCAGGAGCGCGAGCUUUCGCGGAGGGUCAUCCACUUUGCGAAAGGCCAGGUGCUGUGGGAGUGCGCGGAGCUGAAAGCGACUGCGCAGCAGCCGUGGCAUGACUCGUCCUAUGUGGUAAUGGACCCAAAAUGGCAGUGGGAGGAGUGGCCGAAGAUAGCGGAGAGUUUUGAGAGCCUGAACCUUGUUCGAGACUGCGAUGAUGGUUCGGUUCAGGCCACCGACUCUGCCUCUGCCUCUUCCUCUGCCUAUUCCUCUAUCCUUACCGCUCUCACCCCUUCCUCUCUGCUCGCAGCCUACCAAAGUGAGAAAGAAUGGUGGGACAUGGUAUACGACUACAGCGAGCGGCUGUUAUCCAAAGACACGGACAGACUGGCUGCUUUAUCCGGGAUGGCGCAGUUUUUCCAGCGCAACCACUUCCCUCACGCACGGUAUGUGGCCGGGCUAUGGAGCUCUCGGCUGGAGGACGAGUUGUUUUGGGAUUCUGAGGAUACGAUCGACGCGAGAAGACCGACGGAUUAUGUCGCGCCCAGCUGGUCGUGGGCGUCCGUCAAUGGGCGUGUAUCAUUCAGGAUGCUAGUGGAUCCUGUCAGGAGGUUCAAGAAGCUGAGGAAGAAGAUGCUAGCUGUGGCGGCUGAGAGCAUUGCAGCUGAUUCCGAGGGUGAAGACGGAGACAGCGAGACCGAAAACAAGGACAACGAUGAAGAGAGACAAAGACAAAAGGCUCUACAAAAAGUGGUAUGCGAAGGAUGGAAAAUCGACGAGGUUAACGUACUCCCCAAGUACGACGACCCGUGUGGUGCGCUGAAGGGGGGAAGUCUGAUAAUAAGCGGCGCCCGUCUCGUCGAGGUGGAAGUGUUUACCGAAACCAUGCUUGAACCAGACCCCGAGUACAUUUUGGGGUUCCAUCGUCAUUACGGCGGCUUGAAGAUAGACGGUCGUUGGGUGGCUGAUCAUAGACUUGAUGUUCCAGGGGAAGCAGAUCGGGACGAUAGUAGACUGGUAUGUCUGGGCAUGUUGGCGGAAAGAGGUUUCAGGGAGAAGUUAGUGAUAGGGGGUCUUCUUCUCAGGAAGGAGAACGUUGAUGUAGAUAGCGAUGGCGGUGUUUGUGUUUAUACCCGGGUGGGAAGAUUCCACCGUAUGGCGGUGGAAUAUUUUGAUGGCGUUGAACCACGGCGGAUCAAACUGAUAUAG
Sordaria macrospora k-hell is the source of this 2781-nucleotide messenger RNA. RefSeq lists its product as uncharacterized. The record is from RefSeq and is a predicted model, not a curated record. NCBI's taxonomy places the organism in Eukaryota, Fungi, Ascomycota, Sordariomycetes, Sordariales, Sordariaceae.